AUGAAUACGCUCCGCGAAUGGUCCCCACUGGUGGAGCUGGUUAACAAAAUUCCAUCCUCCGUGCAGCGCGGUCUGCUCUUCCACGAUGUGUCCAUCACUUGCAUCGACCUGGUGGAGGAAUUCAUCGCUCUCGGCAGUAACGUUGGUCUGGUAUUUUGGUACAAUCGAAAAAGCGGUUCGAUCGAAAGAUUAGCAACGGACGGUGGGUCCCAGGAGCUCUCCUGUGUGCGGAUUGCAUCAACGGUCGAGUACAUGGUGGCUGCCGGUUGCCGUGCCGGACAGGUUAACAUUUUUCAGAUCCCGAAAACUCCACCACCGGAUGUGUGCGCAGAGCUGCUACUUAAGGCCAAACCCAUCGAACGAUACACGGUUCGAGGAUUGCAUCGGGCGGGUGUGUGUGAGCUAGUGUGGUCGAAGAACGGUAUGCGAUUGUUCUCCGGGGAUACAGGAGGUGCUGUGGUGCUGACCGAGAUCGGAUAUGCCUCAAAAACAUGCCAAUCGCGUGAAAUUAUCAACGAACGGUACGAAAUAGUACAGAUGGAUUUAUACCGAAGCAAGCUGUUGGUGUCGAGUUCCUUUCGAACGGUAAUCUGUAGCCCGGAGGAGGAGGAAGGUGGACAACGGUGGCGGGUAGCACAGGUCGGCAAAAAGGAUCGCAAAAUGUUGGCCCCAUUUGGAGCCGUUUUUGCAUCGGUUCAUGGCAAACAGCAAAUCGUCUCGACGCGUUCCGGCUUUCGGUUGUGGCUGGCUGACGAUGAAGGCAACGUUGCACAAACGCUCAUAUUUAAAGAACUGAUGCGUGCAUCCUGCCCGGAGAUAGGAUUGCUCAAUCCCAGUCGCAAUCCGAUCCGGAUACCUACAACCUUCGGCAAACUGUACCCAUUCGAGGGUCAUCGAAUGGUGUCGGUCGCUAAUGGAGCCCUGUUUCUGCUCGAUAUUGAACGGAUGGCAGUUGUGGGGAGUCUGACACGCCUUCGCCACAUCCUCGACGUGGCAGUCGAUCGUAACGAAAUACUAAUCCUAGAGAGCGCCCGAUCAUUAGUACGGAUUGCUACCCUACCGGAUAGUAGCCAGUCUACGAUUGUGCUGAAAAACUUGGAACUGUUCGUCAGUGCGGAGUCUCAGAUUGUGCAAGCGGAUGAGUGCCGUGAGGAAGCGCCGGUCGAACUGUUUGUACGGAACGGGGAAUCUCCCGGCAGUUCGCUAUCCUGUGAUGAUCGGGCCGACUCGGCGGAUGGCGGUGGAGUCGAUAACGAUGCACGGCUUAUCGACAGUCAUAUGAAAAAGUUGGAACUGUUCGACACCCUGAACGAGCUGAAGUACGACGAAUCGAUUCUGUUCAAGAGUGGUCGAAGCCGGCGGAAACAUCGCUCGAAGGUGAAUCCAAUCGUUGAGAUAGGGCAGAUCCCGAAAGAGAUUGAGCCGGAAGGUGGAGAACCGUCCGGUAGCUAG
Messenger RNA from Anopheles marshallii, 1452 nucleotides. RefSeq names its product WD repeat-containing protein CG11141. Gene Ontology annotation, molecular function: protein binding. Bases 1 to 1452 code for a protein of 483 amino acids. Lineage: Eukaryota; Metazoa; Arthropoda; Insecta; Diptera; Culicidae. The transcript has a single exon. The record is from RefSeq and is a predicted model, not a curated record.